Molecule: messenger RNA, 1044 nt
Organism: Paramecium tetraurelia
Lineage: Eukaryota; Ciliophora; Oligohymenophorea; Peniculida; Parameciidae
Exons: 2
Source: RefSeq, a predicted model, not a curated record
AUGAUAAACAGAUACACCUUGCAAUUUAAGGAUUAAAAAUUAGAGGAAAAGUAUUAGGAGAUUUAAUUAAGGGAAAAAAGAAAGCCUUUAGUUAAAAAAAUAAUAUAUUUAACAUUUCUUGUUGUUUUAGUCAAAGGGACUUUUUCUAUAAUUACCUAAAGCCUUGAUGAAAUUUAUGGAACAAUAGGCUAUUUUAUUAGUGAUUUAUGUCUAAUUGCAAUACUAAUAAUGAAGCCUCAUUACUGUCGCUAUGCUUUAAUACUUGUUACUUAUGUAAUAAUGAUCCCUUAUUUGAGAGUUGAUGAUAGCAAAAAUUAAUUUCAUUAUUAAUUAGCAGCUGCCUUGAUAGUGGCAUUUUAAUUUGUAAUCAUUGCUUCUGGAGAAUUUAUAGAUGCAUUGGUUUAGGUCUUAUCAAUUUUUUCAAUUUACUUAGCUUAUUUUAUAAUUUACCAGCCUAACUUUUCCUAAGCAUUUGUUUUAUCGGCAUUUUUGAUUAGCUUCCUACUUCUAUUUUCAUUAUAUUAAAAUGUUGCUGCAGAAAGAUCUAAAUUUUAACUUACACUCUUAAACGAAUAAUGGGACAAGAUUCUAUUAAGCAUGGUAACAGAGCCUUGCGUAAUCUUUAAUUUUGAUCAAUUAAGGCACACUUUUAUUGUAAAGGGAUCCUUUUCUUUCAUUGUCAACUGUGACACUAAUGAGGAAUUGAAGAAUUUCUUGAGGAAAUCGAAAUUAACCUUUCAUAGGAAAAUCAAUUUAGAAAAUUUUCUAUUUAAAUAAAUAGAUAAAUUCGACAAGUAGGAUGAUAAUAUCAUUAACCAAUCCCUUAUCAUUGAAUUGAAUUAGAAAGCAUAAGAAAUAACAUAUUCAAUAUUCUCAGGAACCAAUCCUAUAAUUUUGAUAAAAAUUGACCAAUGCAAAUGUAACAGAAUCAUAGGAGAACAACAAAAUUUAAUGAUAGAAUAGCAAUUCCAAUUUAAAUAUCGACUCUUAUUAAAAAAAUCCUUAUUCAUAAAACAUCAAAUUUAAAAGGAUUAUUUAAAUUGA